AUGUCCACCGUCACCACCGUAAUAACCUCGUAUCCGCCAACGGCGGACUUGCUAGAAGCGCGCUUGAGCGUCAGUUUCACCUACUACCUCAACAUGCUCGAAAGAAUCCCCGGAGGCCUGAUCAUUUUGAGAUACAUCCGGUCCUCCUAUAAAAACGACCCCAUCCGCUCUGUGCUCGAGUUGAUACUUUUCCUCUUUGCAGUGCAUUACUUUCUUUCCUCCAAACGUAAGGAGAACAAGUCGGACCUUGUGAAGUUCUCCGGGCGUGAAGUAGAUGAGCUUAAUGAGGAAUGGCAGCCCGCUCCGAUCGUAGAACCUGUGGGGCCAUUGGAGCACUGGCGCCUCAACGAGUACCACGUGAAGGGCCACAGCGGCUCGCACGUGGAGAUUGAGCAGAAGCCGGAACUUGGAACCGUAGUGAACUUGUCCUCGUUAGACUUCCUUGAUCUCAGCGGAGACUCGCGGAUGAAGGCCGCUGCCAUGGACGUCAUUUCGAACGCCGGUGUAGGUUCUUGUGGUCCUCCCAAUUUCUACGGCACUCAGGACGUGCACGUUCGUUUGGAGGAGGACUUGACCCGUUUCUUGGACGCUGAGAACGCCAUCUUGUACGGACAGGACUUUGUGGUCGCGGGGUCUGUGAUUCCUGCCUUUUUGAAGAGAGGCGAUCUUGCCGUGGUCGAUUCCGGCGUCAACGUGGCCCUUCAGAAGGCCCUUGUAGUCAGUAGAUGUGACAUAGAAUGGUACGACCACAACGAUAUGGAACACUUGGAGCAGAUCUUGGAGGAACUCGAUCCCAUUCUCUCGAAGAAAAAACCGCUCAAGAGACGUUUUAUCAUCACAGAGGGUUUGUUUUCCUACUCGGGUGCCUUGCUUGAUUUGCCUAAAAUGGUCGAGUUGAAGAAUAAGUACAAGUACAGACUUUUCAUCGACGAGUCUCUCUCGAUCGGUACCCUUGGUGAUACUGGAAGAGGUGUUUGCGAGCACUUUGGUAUCCCGCGCUCCGAGGUUGCCAUUACCAUUGGUUCUUUGGCCACCACCUUUGCCUCCUCCGGUGGUUUCUGUGUGGGUGUCGCUCCAAUGGUGCAACAUCAAAGAAUCAACUCGUACGCUUAUGUGUUCAGUGCUUCUCUUCCUCCAUAUUCCUCUAAGGUCGCCUCUGAGGCCAUCAAAAUCAUCACCGAGAGUGUUGAUGCCUCCGGCAAAUCCAAACUUAUUAAGUCUUUACACCAAAAGGUGGCUCAUAGUUAUUCCAAGCUUCAGAAAAAAUUCGCAAACUCGCAAUACUUCGAGGUUGUUUCUGAUGGAAAUGGGCCCAUUAUUCAUUUGGCUUUGAAACCAGCUUUCCGUGCUUCUUUGGAUCUCCCGGACUACUAUGGUAACACAGUCUUGCUCACCACUGGUAAACCUUCGCGGAAGUUGAACCAAUUUAGCGAGGAGUAUAAUUUGGAGUGCUACAUCCUUCAACAGAUUGUUGAUAACGUUCUUGGCGCCUACCGUGCAUGGAUUAACAGAGAGAAGAUUGUUUACGAGCAAGAGAGCUUGCCAGUUCAAAACCCUAGACUUUGGUUUCAUGUCAACAACGGAGUUCUGGUUGCUGAGCUUGACGCGGCUAUUGGCGCCUUGUUUGAUGUUUCCAACAAGGUUUGCUCGCGUCUUCGCAGCCCUAACGACUUGACCAAAUUGCGGGAGGAAUUGAUGAGAGCUUAG
Molecule: messenger RNA, 1707 nt
Organism: Australozyma saopauloensis
Lineage: Eukaryota; Fungi; Ascomycota; Pichiomycetes; Serinales; Metschnikowiaceae
Product: serine C-palmitoyltransferase
Exons: 1
Coding region: 1-1707 (568 amino acids)
Biological process (GO): sphingosine biosynthetic process; ceramide biosynthetic process
Cellular component (GO): endoplasmic reticulum
Molecular function (GO): pyridoxal phosphate binding; serine C-palmitoyltransferase activity
Source: RefSeq, a predicted model, not a curated record